Molecule: messenger RNA, 3048 nt
Organism: Elaeis guineensis (African oil palm)
Lineage: Eukaryota; Viridiplantae; Streptophyta; Magnoliopsida; Arecales; Arecaceae
Source: RefSeq, a predicted model, not a curated record
UGUUUCGACUCUAUCUAAAAGGGGUUAAAAAAAGAGAUCAGUUCUGAAUGCAAUUUUGUUGACACAAUAUGUUAUUUAGUUUCAUAAAUUGGCUUUUUUGUUUAAAUAUGUUUAUUUAUGCUCAAUAAUGCCUGGAACUAACACCAAUUUGUCUGUUGCGAUAGGUUUUUGUGAAGGAAAUGGCGGAAGACCGGGAGGAAAAUAAUGAUUCUAGUAGCCACUCCCAUGAGAAUUAUCAUGAAGAAUUACACAUUGAGCCUAUUUAUGAGGCCUUUCUCUGCCCACUUAUAAAACAAAUUAUGAGGGAUCCUGUUACCUUAGAGAAUGGACAGACGUUUGAGAGAGAGGCUAUUGAGAAGUGGUUCAAGGAAUGCAGGGAUAGUGGAAGGAAGCCCGUUUGCCCAUUGACACUGAAAGAGCUGAAUAGCACUGACUUGAACCCUAGUAUUGCUCUGAGGAAUACCAUUGAAGAAUGGACCCAAAGAAAUGAAGCUGCUCAACUCGACAAAGCUUGUAGAUCUCUCGCAUCAGGAAGCUCAGAAAGUGAUGUUUUACAAGCUCUGAACUUUGUCACAUAUAUUUGCCAGAAAAGCAGGUCGAGUAAGCGUGUUGUAAGAAAUGCAGAGUUAAUACCUAUGAUUUGUGGCAUGCUGAAGAGCAGCAGCAGGAGGGUGCGGUGGAAAGCAUUAGAAACUCUUCGUAUUGUAGUUGAAGAGGAUAGUGACAAUAAGGAAGCUGUGGCUGCAGGGGACACCAUUCGCACAAUUGUGAAGUUCUUGUCACAUGAACAUUCCCAGGAAAGAGAGGAAGCUGUAUCUCUUUUAUACGAGCUUUCAAAAUCUGAACCUCUAUGUGAAAAGAUUGGUGGGGUCAAUGGAGCAAUUCUUAUACUAGUGGGGAUGGCAAGUAGUAAAUCAGAAAACCUUUCAACUGUCGAGAAAGCUGAAAAAACACUAGAGAAUCUGGAAAAGUGUGAAAACAAUGUGAGGCAAAUGGCUGAAAAUGGUAGACUUCAGCCACUUCUUACCCUACUUCUUGAAGGUUCACCUGAGACGCAGCUGUCUAUGGCUGCAUACCUUGGGGAGCUUGUUCUGAGCAAUGAUGUGAAAGUAUUUGUGGCCCAAACUGCGGGUUCCGCGCUAGUUCAUGUCAUGAGGAGUGGGAGCAAGCAAGCAAGAGAAGCUGCUCUCAAAGCAUUGAACCAGAUCUCAUCCUAUGAGACAAGUGCCAAGAUACUAAUCCAAGCAGGCAUUCUCCCCCCACUGGUGAAUGACCUUUUCACUGUUGGUGUCAAUCAGCUCCCCAUGAGGCUGAAGGAAGUGUCUGCAACAGUUCUUGCUAAUGUUGUGUCUUCGGGUGCUGAUUUUGAGUCUAUCCCACUUGGUCAUGAUGACCAGACCUUGGUCUCUGAAGACAUUGUACAUAAUCUACUCCAUCUCAUCAGCAACACAGGUCCUGCAAUUGAGUCUAAGCUUCUUCAGGUCCUUGUUGGACUUACCAGUUCUUCUACAACUGUCCUAAACAUAGUUGCUGCCAUCAAGAGCUCUGGUGCUACCAUUAGUUUGAUUCAAUUUGUGGAAGCUCCACAGAGAGAUCUCCGCAUGGCUUCUAUUAAACUCUUACACAACAUUUCACCUUAUAUGGGUCAAGAGCUGGCAGAUGCCCUUCAUGGCACUGCUGGCCAGCUCAGCAGCUUGAUUAAGGUCAUCGCAGAGAAUAAUGGGAUCUCUGAGGAGCAAGCAGCUGCUAUUGGUCUUCUAGGUGAUCUUCCUGAGAGGGACUCAGGCCUCACUAGGCGUCUUCUGGAUGAGGGGGCCUUCGACAUAAUAAUUUCUAAAAUUAUCAGGAUCCGGCAAGGAGAGACUCGUGGAAUUCGUUUUGUUACUCCCUUUCUUGAAGGGCUUGCAAGAGUUCUCUCAAGACUGACAUAUGUUCUGGAGGAUGAACCUGAUAUUGUAGCCCUUGCUCGUGAACAUAAUCUUGCUGCACUUUUCACCGAUCUUCUUCAGAUGAAUGGGCUUGAUGGGGUACAAACAGUCUCUGCUAUGGCACUGGAGAAUCUCUCGCAGCAGUCAAAACAUCUAACAAGAAUUCCGGUUGUCCCAGAGCAAGGUUUUUGUUGUACUAUAUUCCCAUGUCUCGGUAAGCAGCCUGUUGUAACUGGCUUGUGUCGAGUCCACCAUGGAAUCUGUUCUAUGAAGGAGAGCUUUUGUCUGUUAGAAGGGAAGGCAGUGGAGAAGUUGGUUGCCUGUUUGGACCACACAAAUGAGAAGGUAGUGGAGGCUGCCUUGGCAGCGCUGUCCACUCUGUUGGAAGAUGGAGUGGAUAUUGAGCAAGGUGUGAUGGUUUUAUGCGAUGCAGAUGGGAUUAAACCAAUACUUGAGAUUUUGCGGGAGAACCGAACGGAAAUACUCAGGAAACGAGCUGUUUGGGCUGUUGAGAGGAUUUUGAGGACGGAAGACAUAGCCUAUGAGAUUUCAGGAGAUCAAAAUGUGGGGACGGCAUUGGUUGAAGCUUUCAGGCAUGGGGACUACCGGACGAGGCAGAUUGCUGAACGUGCUCUGAAGCAUGUAGAUAAGUUGCCAAACUUUUCAGGAAUAUUUCCUAAUAAGAUGGGAGGUUGACGAGUAGACCAAGAUGAAAGUCUUGUUUGUAUGUGCAUUGAUUGUUGAUGGUGUUAUUCUCUAGCGGAAAGAAUAUCUGGAUAGCAUUGGUCAAAGCUUUCACAAAUGGUGCGUACCAGAUGAGGCAGAUUAGUGAGCCAUGUUUGAUUUGACAGAUUGCCAACCUCAAGGGUGCUGGGUGAAAGAGUGUGGAAGCAUUAUUUGUAUCAAGUGCGUGUAUAUUUAUUUUUGUCCCCUUUUUGUCUGCUUUGUUUUUCAGGGACAAGUGAUUGUUUAUAUGUUCAUGAAAUUCUGGUUGAAAUUUUGCUUGGUGGGGAUUUUUCUCAUUCUUGUGAAAUAUGAAGGCUGUUGAUUGGCACUGAUACCCAUCUGUAACUGAAUACAAUCAAUGCAAUCCGAGUUUAUAUGUGGACUUUAACGUUAA